Molecule: messenger RNA, 522 nt
Organism: Cylindrotheca closterium
Lineage: Eukaryota; Bacillariophyta; Bacillariophyceae; Bacillariales; Bacillariaceae
Source: the annotation of a GenBank genome assembly
CACAUUACAGGAGAUGCCGUUCUCCGAUCCAAUUUCCAAGGUGCCAUCGAUUAUUUAACAACACAAGUCUUAGCUGCCGGUAACGACAACACCCAGCGCCGCAAUCGACAACUUGCUGCCUUUACUCCUGGUGGUGGCGGACGCGGUGGUGAUGGUAGAAGUGGAGGUCGUGGCCGAGGAAAUGGCGCCCCAAAUCGCCUGCAAUCGAAUGUUCCAGAUUGCUUUAGCCGCAAUGGGAUACUACUAAAUGAUGGAGGUUAUUCAAAUCAAAUCUGGAGAGAGGAGUUUACGCAAGAAGAAAGAGACAUCUGUUUAGCAAUGCGUCGCAACCGUCGCAAUGGUGGUUGUCGUGGCGGAAGAGGCCGUGAAGGCCAUGGUGGUCGUGGUAGAGGUCGUGGUAUCAGCGCUGUCCAUGAUGGACGAGCUGAUCAAGAAGAAACAAAGGAAGAAAAUAACAAUGAUGGGCGUGGGGCAGGUGCAGGAAUGAGUCGUUGCCGUCGCAACAAUCGUGACGAUGAUUGA